Messenger RNA from Syngnathoides biaculeatus (alligator pipefish), 1055 nucleotides. RefSeq lists its product as uncharacterized. The transcript is spliced from 5 exons. The record is from RefSeq and is a predicted model, not a curated record. Bases 116 to 1003 code for a protein of 295 amino acids. Lineage: Eukaryota; Metazoa; Chordata; Actinopteri; Syngnathiformes; Syngnathidae.
CAGCUGUGGCCCAUCGAGGCGGCGCCUCCCGAUUGGUCAGAACUCGGCGUCACCGGCACUAUUUAGAAACGUCCGGCGGGUCCGGAGAGUUACGACUUGCUCCUUUGGUCUCAUCAUGGUUGGCUGGAUGCCUUCUGGGGCUUUGCUCCUUCUUCUGAUGGCUGCUGCUGCUCUCUGCCACCCGUUUAGGAGAGAUGCUGGUCCCAGAUCGUUCCUUAACAGUCACCACAGACCCCACGCUCCGCUGGAACAUGCGCACAAGUGGGAAUUUGCACCUCAACGUCCAGUUGCUGGAGAAGAGGAUGUUGGUCAAUCUUGGACUGGUGAUGGAUGGGGUCAUGGUCAUCAACAAGCAGUUUCAAGUAGUGCUGAAAAUGUUCCUGAUCCAGAGGACUCUGAAGAACCUGUCCCAGACAGCAGCACAGCCAAUAAUCCAGAAGUCUCUGGUUCCCUUCCAGCAGGUGGUCCCGGUGCAUCCAGUUUUGGGCCUUAUUUCCCACCCCCUCAGCCGGCGUUUCAGCCUGGUGAGCUGUUUCGCUUUGAGAAAAGCUUUGAGCAUGGUGACUAUGAAUCGGAGCGUGAAACCCAAGGCCUUCCACAACCUCCUCGGCCGAGGCCUGGUCCGGUUCCUUUUGACUCGACACCUGAAAGUGCGGGCAUUUUGCCGCCACCUGUUUUCCCACCACCCAUUAGCAGGCCUUUUGUGCCUUAUCCUUUCGACUACUAUUUCUUGACCGGCCAGUAUCCUCCAGGCACAGCGACUCACAUUAGCGGCAGCUUUGAGCGUGGUAGGAACUACAACCAGGACUUUCACUAUGAAAAGUAUGAGGACGACUACGAGCCAGACUGGUCCUGGGAAUAUUCUGAUGGGCAUUGGCAACUCCCUGUAGAUGAAGACAGUCAUGAAGGUUCCUCAAAACAAGAUGGCUACUACGUUCCUCAUAAGCCUGGUCAAGAAAAACUCCCUGCUCAUCACUACCAGAAACAUGUUGGACACCACUAAAUGCCUUCAAAUGGUCUUUGAAUUUCAAUAAAUGGGGAAAUUAAAAAAAAAA